AUGGACGACCUUCUGGACAACACCAUCUCGAAGCUGAAACAACACUUCAACAUUGACAUCAAGUUUAUCAACAAAUAUGUAGACGAUAUUUUUGCAAUAACAAACCGCAACGACGUGUAUACAAUUCUAGAGACGCUAAACAAAUACCACCCAAAACUUCAGUUUACCAUGGAAAUGGAAGAAAACGCGAGCAUACCUUUCCUUGAUGUCCGUAUACACAAAAACAACAACAAUAUUGUUCUAAACUGGUACUCGAAACCAACGUCGUCUGGACGCCUGAUCAAUUAUCUCCCCUCCAAACCAAGAAAAUAUAAAAUCAACACCGCGAAAAAUCUUAUACACAAAAUACUGACGAUAAGCGACCAAAAAUUUCACGAAGCCAACAUAGAGAAAAUACACAGCAUUUUGAAAAGCAACAAUUAUCCCAAUCACCUGAUACGCGAACUAAUAAAACAAGAAACAAUGCGAAUAGGAAAUCAGCAAAAUAAAACGCCGACCACAGCAACAGCAAAUACACCAAAGAAGUACUACAGCGUCACUUACAUCCCCAAGCUAAGCGAAAACUUUGAUCACAGCACAUUAAAGGAACAAAACAUAACUCUCGCCUACAAAACAAAUAACACGUUAGCUGGAAUCUACACAAGAACAAAAAGCCCACUAGACAUACAGCAACAAAACAACGUUGUUUAUGAAAUAAAAUGUAAGGGCAAAGAGAACGAAAACUGUGGUAAAGUGUACAUAGGGACAACAAAACGCGCAUUAGGUGUUCGCAUAGCCGAACAUCAAACAGAUAUAAGGAAACAAAAACACAGCACAGCCCUAUCACAGCACAUAUUAAACAGCGGCCACACAGCUGAUUUCACUAACACUACGAUUAUUGACAAGGAAAAGAGGGAAAUGACGAGAUACACUUUGGAAAGCUUAAGAAUAUUAGAAAAAAGGGAGAAUACGAUCAACAAAAAAAAAAAGAAGAUACGGACAACAUCGCGGCCGCCUACAUGUUAUGCAUAUCAAAAUAAACAAUUUAGUAAUGACAAGACUACCAUAGAGAGUGGUACUGAUUAUGUGUAUAUGUAUUAA
Rhagoletis pomonella (apple maggot) is the source of this 1080-nucleotide messenger RNA. RefSeq lists its product as uncharacterized. The record is from RefSeq and is a predicted model, not a curated record. Bases 1 to 1080 code for a protein of 359 amino acids. NCBI's taxonomy places the organism in Eukaryota, Metazoa, Arthropoda, Insecta, Diptera, Tephritidae. The transcript has a single exon.